AUUGCCAGCAGGGCGGAUCAACGGUCCCAGUCCCACUCCCUCAAGUACGGAUCAAAACAGUCCAACUACGGCUUGCAUUUAGGGUCUGGGGACUCGGUUGUUCUUCUAAACAUUUAUAACAGCCAGCCUCACAUCGUCGAGGAGGUUGAGACACAAGGAAAGAGAAACCAGACUAAACCAAAAACUAUUAACUCUGUAACGUUACACAGUCAGACACCAACAACCCCGAGUUCCCAUGGCACAUUCAUCAAGUCCUAUGGCAACUCAGUGUGUGUCCAAGGUGGAGCUGACGGUCUCCUGUGACAACCUGCUGGAUAUGGAUGUGGGGUCCAAAUCCGACCCGCUGUGUGUCCUGCUCAAUGCAUCUGGAAACCAGUGGUUUGAAGUCGCUAGAACUGAGAGGAUUAACAACUGCCUGAACCCAAAAUUUGCCAAGAAGUUUGUCGUUGAUUACUACUUUGAGAUCGUUCAGAAACUCAAAUUUGCAGUUUAUGAUAUUGAUAAUAAAACCAUCGAUUUAAGUGAUGACGACUUCCUGGGCGAGUUUGAGUGCUCGUUGGGUCAGAUUGUUUCCAGUUGCAAGCUGACGAGACCUUUGGUGCUGAAGAACAAAAAACCUGCUGGAAAGGGAACAAUUACGAUCAGUGCAGAGGAAAUCAAGGACAACAGAGUUGUGAAUUUUGAGGUGGAGGCCAGAAAAUUAGACAAAAAGGAUUUCCUUGGAAAAUCAGACCCGUACCUGGAAUUUUACAGGCAGACGGAAACAGGCUGGCAGCUUGCUCACAGAACUGAGGUGGUGAAGUAUAACUUGAAUCCUUGCUGGAGGCCUUUUAAAGUCCCUCUACGGUCUCUUUGUGCCGGGGACAUGGAGAAACCAAUCAAGGUUGAAUGUUACGAUUAUGACAACGAUGGAUCUCAUGAUUUGAUAGGGAUUUUUGAGACCAAUAUGAAGCGUCUUCAAGGGGCCACCCGCACAGCUCCGGCCGAGUUUGACUGUAUAAACAGUAAGAAGAAACAGAAGAAGAAGAAUUAUAAGAACUCUGGAGUUGUGAGUGUGAAAGUUUGUCAGAUUACCAAGGAAUACACCUUUCUAGAUUACAUCAUGGGAGGCUGCCAGAUAAAUUUCAUUGUGGGCAUUGACUUCACAGGGUCAAAUGGUGACCCCAGGUUUCCUGAUUCUUUACAUCACAUCAGUCCUCAAGGUGUGAAUGAAUAUCUCUCAGCCAUCUGGUCAGUUGGCCUGGUGGUCCAGGACUAUGACAGUGACAAAAUGUUUCCUGCUUUUGGAUUUGGCGCCCAAAUUCCUCCUACAUGGCAGGUGUCGCACGAGUUUCCUCUCAACUUCAAUCCUGCAAAUCCAUUCUGUGCAGGUGUGGAGGGAGUGGUGGAGGCCUACAGGAUGUGCCUACCUCAGGUCAAACUUUACGGCCCUACGAACUUCUCUCCGAUUAUUAACCACGUGGCUCGUUUCGCACAGCAGGCUUUACAGCAGAAGACGGCGUCGCAAUACUACGUCCUGCUGAUCAUCACGGAUGGAGUGAUCACAGACAUGGAUCAGACGCGCACGGCCAUAGUCGCCGCCUCACGCUUGCCCAUGUCGAUCAUCAUCGUGGGCGUAGGCAAAGCCGACUUCACGGACAUGGAGAUUCUGGACGGAGAUGACGGACGCCUGAAGUCGAUCACGGGAGAAGCGGCUGUGCGUGACAUCGUGCAGUUUGUGCCCUUCAGGAAUUUCCAGAACUCUCCCAGAGAGGAGCUCGCUAAGUGUGUUCUGGCUGAGGUUCCUGGUCAGGUCGUCACCUUUUUUAACAUGAUGAAGAUUCUACCUCCGAACUCAAACACCCAAGUGGAUGCUCCAAAUUAGCCGACACACUGAAGGUCAUGUUGCCAACAACUAAACAUCAUCAUCAUCACCAUAAUGUUAACCUAACUUUAGGCUUUCUUGAAGAGAUUUACCACUUGGUUUGAAAAUCAGUUUUAAAUUAGUUUUUUUUAACAAAAUCGUUGUAUAUUUAUUUGUUUUCAUGUGCCAAAUUAUCUUGAAAUGGUCUAUUAUUUUUGUUUGUAAAACUAAUUAUCUUACUAUAAAUGAAAACUAUCAGUUACUGGAAAACUCCCUUAAAAUUAGGGAAAAUAAUUGUUAGUGUUGGUGGGAUAACCAAAUACAGCGGCGAUACGCAGGCAUUUUAAAGUUUAUUUCCAGUCAUUCCUGCUAACUAUAUAACAAUAUAGUUUACAGUCAGCAUUAUUAUGUCUUUAAAUUUGUCAUUUUUCAUUAUCAUGUACUUUAUCAUAUUUUUUUAUAUUUGUACAGGAUUUUUUAAUCAGUGCCUCGCAAAGCUUAUGCAUAAUGUCAUAUUGGUCAUGCUAAUGUAUCAAUAUGACAUUGCAUUAAUCAUGCAGUGUAUAUAACGUAUAAUGUGCCUGAUCAUUUAAGUUGCAGUGCCUAUACAAAAAAAUGGAGAUUAUAUGGCAGCUUACAUGCCAAGUUUGACUGUUGACCAGAAUGCACUUAAAACUUUAGACACAGAGUAAUGGUGAUUAAAUAUAAAUCUGCAUGUACAGAAAGUUAGAAAUACUGACAUCUGGAUGGGUCAAUGAUCCUGUCAAGUGCCUGAAAACGUAAGUUUAAUAAUAAUAAAUAUAGCUGCGAGCUGCAAUUAUCGGCGUUCAAAUGCUUUAAGACCAUCUAUGCUGUUAGGGUCUAGGCCAACCAGAAAUGUAGAGCUGACAGCAUGAUGACAUAAAAUAUCCAUGACGGAGAAUAUGUUAUAACGUAUACAAAAAAAGAAUGAAAGGCUUGAACAAUAAUACUUAAUACAAGCUUGCUUGGACACACACAUUUUGUUGUACAUAUAGAUAUUUGAAAUAAAUCUUAGGCAAUUAAAGGUGCAUUGCAAAUUUCCUCUGUAUAACACAAUUUUCAGGGUUCACAUUAAUCAUUGUGGCACAAUUGUCAAAACUGAGAGCUCAGUACAAAUUAAGUGAUAAACUCUGACAAAAUAUGAUUAUUUGUUGCAGAUUUAGAUAUUUGAAAAAAAAAAGGCUUAUUCGACAUUUUAAUGACGUAAUUUUCAGGUCUUGUUGCAAUCGUAAUGUGGAAAUUUUGGAAAAACUACCUUAAAUGAACAAUUGAAGUGGAAAUUUAACUAGUUUAGUGACUAAAAUGAGCCAAUGAUCGGCCCUCUACUGCCAUCUGGUGGUUUAAUGGCAAUUUAAGGGAAUAUAACACUAUAAUCAAAUAGGAACAUUGUAAUUUUCAUGUUUCAAACUGUUAUAGAGGCAUAUUUUGCUUGAUCUGCCUGAAAUUUUAAAUGCUUGUUUAGAGUCAUAUGUCACAUGAACUUAUUUUCAAGAAGAGCUGAGCAUUUCUUGAAGAGAUAUGGGCUUUCAGGGACACUUGGUCAGACACAUUUGAAAAUGACCUUGUUAUAGCCAUCCAAAUGCAAAAGUUGAACAUUAUUCAAUAAUUAUUGAUCCAGAGAAUUGUACUGUAUUGGUUUUAUUCAGAUUGAGCAAAAAUCUAGGACUAGUUCGCAAAAGUAGGUUUUUAACAUAAUCACGAAUAUUUAAUGAAUGUUUUGUUUGACAGCGGUGGUUCUUGAAGAAAAGUUGUUCAGUAUGAGGAGAUCUAUCAAAUGAUAUGUAUAUUGUGUGGAUGUGGGAAACACCAGGUGAUUACAGACGUAUAAAACUCACUAGUGCCAACUAGUGGCCAAUUUCUUAUUCUCAAAAUUCUAAUAUCCUAUCAUAGACUGUAAAAAAGAUGGACGACGCCCAUUCGCUCUCUUCCAUUGGUCAGAAGUGAAACCGCCAGUGUCCCGAUAUGGUAGUGACAUCUUGGAACUUGAGUCUGCGCAGUAGCGAUUUCGGGACCAGACAUGCGCAGUCAUGAGCAGGAAAUAAUGGCCCCGCCCUCACUCUCGCAGAAUCUAGAAUUUAAAUAGUACGAUACGAUACGAUAAUUUAAACCUUUGAUCCCUGUUGUGCCCCCUAUUGGCCAGUCAGGGUCAUACCUUGUCCCAAAUUGAGGCCUACCAUCUGGUCAAGAUUCAUGUCUCUACGCCUGACGGUUUGGUCUGCACUAUCAGUUUUACGGCAGAAGAAGAAUAAUAAAAAUCCUUCCAGUUACAAUAGAGUUUCAGCACUAUGUGCUUUAACCCCUAAUAAUAAAAAAAUCUGAAACGAUAAUCAGCUUUUUAACUGUUUAAGAUGCAAGUUCAUUUUACAUUUAAUCACAAUGUCUGUACCAGUCCAUUGUGCGCAAUUAGUGCUGAGAGAAUUGUAUUAGAUCAUCUUAAUUGUAUUUAAUCAAAGCAUUUUUUUGUUCGUCAGAUAUCUUUGUGUCGGCAUUAUAUAGGCCAUCAUAAUAGUACAAUGUAAAGUGUCAACUCAGUGCAAAAAGUGUCAUGUGUUUUGCUGAUGUACGUGUCUUGCGUCUGUGGGCCUGUAGCAUGCCUUGUUCCACAUACAGUAAAUAAAACUCUGAAAAGCA
This is a messenger RNA of Pimephales promelas (fathead minnow), 4495 nucleotides long. Lineage: Eukaryota; Metazoa; Chordata; Actinopteri; Cypriniformes; Leuciscidae. The record is from RefSeq and is a predicted model, not a curated record.